Messenger RNA from Aureobasidium subglaciale EXF-2481, 1314 nucleotides. RefSeq lists its product as uncharacterized. NCBI's taxonomy places the organism in Eukaryota, Fungi, Ascomycota, Dothideomycetes, Dothideales, Saccotheciaceae. The transcript is spliced from 3 exons. Gene Ontology annotation, biological process: transmembrane transport. Gene Ontology annotation, cellular component: fungal-type vacuole membrane. The record is from RefSeq and is a predicted model, not a curated record. The coding region runs from base 1 to 1314 and encodes 437 amino acids. Gene Ontology annotation, molecular function: transmembrane transporter activity.
AUGUUUGAUGAGGAGAAGGGAGGAGUUGCUACGGCCGAAAGACCCACACUGGGAAGUGAUGGACAACGACUUGCUGCUGCUGCACCGCCGCCGGCUUUCGACCCAAGAGAGAAUCCUGAUGGUGGGUUUGAUGCAUGGUUGGUCGUUUUGGGUGCAUUCUGCUGCAUGUUUUGCAGUUUCGGGUGGAUCAAUUGUAUCGGAGUCUUCCAAGAAUACUAUGAGACACAUCAACUACAAGGUUACAGCCCGAGUACAGUAUCAUGGAUCCCAUCUAUGGAGACUUUUUUGAUGUUCUUCUUGGGACCAUUCAUUGGCUACUUCUUCGACUGUUACGGUCCUAGAUACAUCUUGCUUACAGGAACUUGCCUCCAUGUCUUUGGUAUCAUGAUGGCGAGUCUUGCUUCAGACUACUACCAGAUCAUGCUGUCUCAAGGCAUUUGUAGUGCUGCUGGAGCAAGCAUGUGCUUCUAUCCAGCAAUGAGUGUAAUGCCUACCUGGUUCUUCAAGAAACGUGCCGCUGCCUUUGGCAUCAUGGCCGCCGGAUCCUCAACAGGCGGUGUCAUCUUCCCAAUCAUGGUCAACAGAUUGAUCCCUAGAAUUGGAUUUGGCUGGACCAUGCGCGUCUGUGGGUUCCUCAUCCUCGCCCUCAUGGUCGUCGCCAACGUUACCGUAAGAUCGCGCCUUCCUCCUCGACCCAAGCCCUUCCACAUCAUGCACUUCAUCCGCCCACUCAAGGAGACACCAUACCUGCUCACCGUGCUCGGAAGUUUCUUCUUCUUCUUCGCCAUGUUCUUGCCGAUCAACUAUAUCAUUCUCCAAGCAGAGACUUUGGGCAUGUCAUCCAGGCUCGCCGAGUAUCUGAUUCCGAUCUUGAAUGGCGCUUCCUUCUUCGGCCGUGUGUUACCUGGAGUCGCAGCCGACAAGAUCGGCCGCUACAAUGUCAUGACCAUCAUGAUGGCCUUUGCCGGUAUUCUCGUCCUCGCUCUCUGGCUCCCCGCUGCCUCAAACGCUCCCAUUAUCAUUUUUGCCGCUCUGUAUGGUUUCGGUAGUGGAUCCUUCGUCUCCCUCGCUCCUUCUCUAGUUGCCCAGAUCUCUGAUGUCAGGGAGAUUGGAGUGAGAAAUGGAACGGUGUUUGCCAUCAUCUCUUUUGCAGCACUGUGCAGUAACCCUAUCGGAGGAGCGCUGAUUACACGAUGGGAUGGCGCGUAUACCGGUCUCCAGAUCUUUGGAGGCAUCAUGGCUUUGGCGGGUGCUUGUACGAUUCUGGCAGCGAGGAUCGUGUUGGCUGGGGCUAAGCUUACAGCAAAGGUAUAG